AUGAAACCCACCAACACAAACAAACCCCUCCACCUCCACCACCUCCCCACCCUAAUCUGGCACUUCACCGAAAGCAACGUCCCAACUUUCGUCCUCCCCAACUCCGCCUUCGGCUUCCUGGGCGCCCACUCCGGCCCAGCCCUAACCACCUCCCCCACCUCCCCCCACCUAUCCACCCUCCUCCCCCGCCUGCCCCUUCUAAUCCUCUUCAACUGGGCCCUAGUCUUUAUCUUCGACCUCUCCAACCAACGCCUCCCCGAAUCCAUCCACGAAGACCACCUCAAAAAUUCCUGGCGCCCCCUCCCAACGAACCGCAUAACAGCCAACGAAACGCGCCGUCUCCUUCUGGCUACCAUACCCAUCGUCCUAGGCAUCACCUACACACUAGGCGUAUGGCAAGAAACCUGCCCUAUCCUGAUCCUCACCUGGAUGUAUAAUGACCUGAAGGGGGGUGAUGAACUCAUCCGUGAUGGGAUUAUCGCUGUUGCUUAUGGGUUGUAUAAUAUUGCUUCGUUGAAGAUUGCCUGUAAGGGGAUAGAGCCGUCUGAGCAGGGAUAUCGCUGGGCUAUCAUGACCAGCGGGGUGAUACUCACCACGAUGCAGAUUCAGGAUCUGAAGGAUACGGUUCCGCUGGCGUUCGGGGAGUGGUGGUCCAGGUGGUCCAUCGCGGGGUUUGUUGUCGGGUGGAGUGUUCUCUGUGUGGGGUUUUGGGGGUUGGAGGGGUGGGUGUGGUAUUUGGUUGUUGGGGGCGUAGGGGGGUUGGUUGUGGGGAGGGUGUUGAUUGGGAGGACGGUGGAAGGGGAUGCGGCGGCGUGGAGGUUGUGGUGUGUGUGGUUGAUGGUGUUGUAUGGGUUGCCUUGUUUGGGGUGGAUGGAGUGGAUGGAGUGGAAGGGUUUGGUGUAG
Messenger RNA from Aspergillus neoniger CBS 115656, 903 nucleotides. Its product is annotated as UbiA family prenyltransferase. NCBI's taxonomy places the organism in Eukaryota, Fungi, Ascomycota, Eurotiomycetes, Eurotiales, Aspergillaceae. The transcript has 2 exons. Bases 1 to 903 code for a protein of 300 amino acids. The record is from RefSeq and is a predicted model, not a curated record.